Dibothriocephalus latus is the source of this 819-nucleotide messenger RNA. NCBI's taxonomy places the organism in Eukaryota, Metazoa, Platyhelminthes, Cestoda, Diphyllobothriidea, Diphyllobothriidae. The record is from the annotation of a GenBank genome assembly.
AUGGAAACGGACGAUUGCAUCUAUGUUGAUGAAGAGAAAGAUGAAGACGACGAUUCUUUGCCAACAGCCAAUGAGUGCAUGAAAUUAUGCGAAACUUUCGCGGAAUUUACAGAAACCGAUAAAGCUUUAGCGAUGAUGUAUUUGCAACAAGCCUCUUGGAACCUAGAGCUCGCUUUGGCCUCAUUCUAUGACGGAACCGGUGACCAGGCUCCAGCAACCUCAAAGAGGUCUGAACACACAAGACAACCCAGACCUGGAAGACAGAUAGCGCCUAACAGUGUCUCUGCCGCAACGCCUGUAUGCACUUCUGACGCUCAACAUGCCCAUCUCUUUCGUGUCCUUUCCUGGAACAUUGAUGGCCUAAGUGAGAAGUCGUGCAUUUUUCGCACUGAAGCCGUCAUCAACACUAUCCAGACGGAAGUAUUCCACGUUGUGUGCCUACAAGAGGUUGUCCGAGCCACCCUCAGCAUGCUUGAAAGGGACUUGUCGGCCCUCUACAAUAUCUUCUACCCCUCCGAUGCAGCCCGUCGUGACUACUUUCCCGUAAUUUGUGUAUUGAAACACCAGGCUAUUAGUGUUGAUCCCGCCUCCUUUCGUGUAAGCCUUCACCGCCGUAUCGUCUACCUUUUUUUGCAAUUUUUUUUAUGUGUACAAUUGGUUUCCUCCGCUGACCCUGUAAUUAUGCAAAUUUUAAGCAUUUUUACGGUUGACGUCGGUGGCAAUCCACUACAGCAAAACCAGGGGCUCUUUACACCCCAAGAAGACGUUAGCGGUACCACCAUGAGCCACAGAGGCAAGCUAUCAGUGACGACGUUGUGA